CAACAACUCCAUACAUAUCGUUGAGCCAGUCGCCAUCAUCAUGGACCUCCCUGCCGCCUCCAAGUUUGGACAAAAGCUCGCGCAUACAGACAAGCAUGUGCGUGACAAGGCCGUGAAAAGCUUGACGCAGUACCUUGUGAAGAAGAAGGAAUGGUCGGAUUUGGACUUGGACAAGAUCUGGAAGGCGCUGUUCUACUGCAUGUGGAUGAGUGACAAACCCAAGAUCCAGAACGAACUCGCCGAGAACUUGUCGCAAUUGAUGCAUGCGUUCCCAGACUCGUCGUUGAAGAUGCGCUUCCUCCACAGUUUUUUCAAGACGAUUCACCGUGAAUGGCACGGCAUUGACGGCCUUCGUCUGGACAAGUUUUACUCGCUCAUUCGUAAGAUUCUGUACCAGAGCUUCCAGUUCCUUCAAUCGGAAUGGGACCAAGCCCAAGUGUUUUCCACCCACAUGUCCAGCGAAAUCCUCAGCAAACUGCCCAACGGCCUCCGCUUGCACUUGUGCGACGUGUACGUCCAAGAGCUGUUCAAGUCGAUUGGCGCGACCGUGCCAUCUGAAAACCUUGUCAUGUUGCUCGAGCCGUUCUUCACGCUCAUCAGCACCGAAACCGACAGAAUCGUGACCAAACGUGUCAACGACAUGGUGUUCCAGGUCCUCCUGACCGAGUUCCAGUUUCAAGACACGUUGAAGGAAGUCGACGCCGUCGCGACGACCGAUUCGGAAGACAACGAGGACGACAACGACCCCGCUGCACAGGCCAAGGUGUUUGGCGCUGCGAAGUUGGCCGAGGUGCAGCAUCGUAUCUUCGACUUGGCUGCUGCUGCCGAGACUCAAGACCGCAACCGCAAUAUUUUGUACAGUAUUUAUUCGGCGUUGUAUGCUGCGACCAAGGUGGACUCGGCCAAGAAGGACCGCAAGCGUCUUGCCUCGACUGAAGCUGAUGGCGAAGGAGCGUCGUCCUCGUCGUCAAAGAAGAAGAAGCGACGGAAGAACAAGGGCACGGCAGCAGCCGAUGUUGCCGACCCGAUGGUGGCUUCCCCCCAAAAGGAGGUGAAAGAGGACGCGUCCCCAACGAAAUCCCCCCAAAAGUCCCAAAAGCCCCAAAAGAAGCAUGACCCGUCCCCUCAAAAACCAAUCAAAGCGGUCGAACCCCCCUCAAAAGACGAACAGGUGCCCAAAAAAGAGGAAAUUUCCCUCCAAAAGGGUGCACGCAAAGGGCACCUUCCCACCGAGACGAAGAAGGCAACGACGAAAAACGUAACUGCUGACGUGGCCCCCAAGAAGGGCGGCAAGGCCCCGACGACCCAGAAGGAACAGGCUGCUGCGUACCCUCGAUGCACGAGCUGCGGUGGCUUUGGCAAGGGACUUGUCCCUGUGAACAAGAGCAUGUGCGGCCACUGCGAGCGCCGCUCCAAGCAAGAAGCCAAGGCCAAGGCCGUGACGGACAAGAAGCGAAAGGCCUCCUCUGUCGUGGCGGAAACCGCCGACGUGGACGCGUCCAAGAAGGUUCGAUUUGGCACGAACAAGGCGCUGCCGUACGAGCUAUCGAUGAAGCGCAUGAAGAAGUCGGUGGAGAAGGAACUGGUCAAGCCGGCGACGGGCAAGGGCGUGCUCAAGGUCAAGGAGAUUGUCGCCACGGCCACAAGCAACGUCAAGAAGAACACGACGCUGAACGUGAAACGAGCGCGCGCGGCGGAUUUUUUCUAAGUGUGCCAUGAUAAUAUACGACUACAAACAACGUGUGGGUGGGUGUCUUAUGGGUUAAUGCUGGCGGGCCGAUCGGGGUGGUUCUGGCCAAACGGGUCCUUGUCCAUGUCCACAGACCAACUCUGCGCGUUCGGGUCCAAUGCCACAUACUGGUUGAGCUGUUGAAUGCCCUUGAUCGCAAUGUUGAUCUUCUCCUUGAUCUUGGCGGGGUCUGUGAGGGCCUUGUUCUCGUGGAACUCGAGCUUGAUGUCUUGGACUAGCUGCUUUUGCUUGAUGCUGGGAAACUUAUUGGCAAGCUGCAGCACGCGGCGAUAGAUCUGCGGCACGGUCGGCGACGAUGACAUGACCAGUGACCGG
Aphanomyces astaci is the source of this 2065-nucleotide messenger RNA. RefSeq lists its product as hypothetical. Gene Ontology annotation, biological process: rRNA processing. Lineage: Eukaryota; Oomycota; Saprolegniomycetes; Saprolegniales; Verrucalvaceae. The transcript is spliced from 6 exons. The coding region runs from base 41 to 1708 and encodes 555 amino acids. The record is from RefSeq and is a predicted model, not a curated record. Gene Ontology annotation, cellular component: preribosome, small subunit precursor; nucleus; preribosome, large subunit precursor.